GUGAUGGAACUGUUCCAGCAUAGAUACUAUAAAUUACAUGGAUAUGAAACGCCUCUAGAUUACAGUGAUUCCAGAUAGUAUCCGGAGUUUUGCUGGGAGGAGGAUUGUCUCACAGCUACCAGAAAAUGAAGAGCUACUGGCAAGCAAAGAAUCUGUUGUCACAAGAGUCUACGAUUGAAAACUGAAGUGAUACCACUAUGAUUGGCUUUAACUAGGUCUGUAAACCAGACUACACCUCAGACAAUGCCUUGCGAGAAGAAGGAACCAUUCAUUGACUGGCGAAAGAAUGACACGAGAAUGUGACGUCCACAUGUCUAUGUCAAAGCCUCUACUCCACAUCAGCUAUUAUAGCCAAGCAUUAUCAUGAUUCAUUCAUUUCCAAUCUAUCUAGACACAUAGUUUUUGUUAUUAAAUAAUAAUAAUUUUGUGCUAUAUUAAAUCCCAGAAUGCACAUGUAAAGUUAUUCUUGUUAUUGUCAAGCCUCCAUCAUCAUCAUUCUCAGUCAGAAAUUUUCAAAAGUCAUCUGAAACGCUCUCAGAGCUGGAACAACUAGAGACACACUUUCAGUAGCCAUUUUUAUUUGGAAAAAUUCGUAUACUAGACCGUUACAUCCGAGGCAAUCAUCAUCCCAGCCCAAACGUCCGUUUACGGAGGCGUUUCAUAUCCAUGUAAUUUAUAGUAUCUAUGGUUCCAGAUUUUCCAGAUUGUGUGCGGCUGAACGGUACGCGGUAAAGGGUUAUUUUUAGAUGAUGGAGCAUUCAAGAAUCACACUAAUGGGUCUGGGAAACUAUGUCAGCGAGCUUGAGGAGGACCAGGAUGACUGCAGCGAGCUUGAGGAGGACGAGGAAGACCAGGAUGACUGCAGUGAUGACUGUUUUGAGACAGAUAUUUCAGACGCGAGUGACGACGAGGACACAGAAGACGGAGGAGGAGGAGGAGGAGGAAGAGACAAGCUGGUGGAUGGUAUGGCUCCAACUCCGAAACGAAGGAAGCUGGCAGGGCAGGAUGGAUUACGAAAAGCUAAGUCCACUGGGAAAUAUCCCGAGUUCAAGGGUGUAGUUGGUGCUGCAGAUAAAGUUGACCCCUGUAACACUGCGUUCAUAGACUUUGUGAAACUAUUGUGGCCAGAUAGCUUGUGUGAGCACAUAGCCGAGCAAACAAACCUGUAUGCCACACAGUGUGGAGCUAAAAGUUGGAAGGGUACUCAUAGAGACGAGAUCUGGGUAUUUAUUGGCAUAAUACUGGAGAUGGGUAUUCAUAGGCUCCCCGAGUAUACUGACUACUGGUCCACAGAUCGGCUCUUAGGAGUACAGGCUGUUAAGGACACCAUGCCUUUCAAUAGAUUUAAAUCCUUGCGGCGCUAUCUCCAUUGUAACGACAAUACGUGCAUAGUUGAUAGCAGAAAGAUAACAAGCAAGAUACAUACAGUUUCGGAAACGCUCAGUACAAACCACUUGGCCAAAUAUCAUCCUAGCCAAGAGCUUUCCGUAGAUGAAAUGAUGAUUAAGUACAAGGGUAGAAAAUGGGGUAAAAUUCAUAUGCCCAGAAAGCCUGUAAAGCUAGGUUUCAAGGUGUGGUGCUGCUCUUGUUCUUGUUGUGGGUAUCUAUGUACGUUUGAUGUGUAUAGUGGUAGGCUCACCGGUUCUUCCGGGACAAAGGUGUCAGAGAAGGGACUUCUGAUGAGGGUAGUGAAGCAAUUAGUUGAGCCUUUUCUUACAAUGAAUCAUGUGGUCUACAUGGACAACUUUUAUACAUCUGGUCCGUUGAUUGUAUACUUACGUAAGCAUGACGUAUUCGUAGUGGGUACAAUGACAAAGUCAGCCGCUGGUUUCCCCUCAGAUCUAAAGGGUGUGGUACCUCAUAAAGGUGAAUAUGUAUCUAAGACUGUGGAUGACAUCUGUUACUUUGUGUUCAAUGACCGUAAGGUGGUGUGUUUUGCUACUAAUGUAUUUCCUGAGACAAUGCCAGACGCUGUGUUCAGAUUGCAGGCAGAUGGUACUCUAUGCGCACAGAGUGUUCCCCCUUGUCUCCCUGCCUAUAACUUGUACAUGGGAGGGGUUGACAAUACAGGGCGUAUGAGGAAGACGUAUGGAUAUGAUAGAAAGUGUCGCCGGUAUUGGUUCAGGAUCUUGUUUCAUUUUGUGGAUAUUACUGUUAAUAAUGGGUAUAUUCUGUACAAGCACAAUUGUGUGAGGGUAGGUGAAAAGCCUAAGUGUUUGAAAGGGUUUCGUUUGGAAGUGAUUGGUAGUCUGUUGAGUAUGUCACGUACAUGUGCUAGAGGUGUGUCUGGUCUCAACCUUGGUAAUCCUCCCUCACAGGACAUCCGUGUGAGUGUCAGCAGAGUGGGACUGAGCAGAGGUAGAUGUCAAAUAUGUGUGCAAGACAGGAUACCCAGCAAGGAGCAAAAGCACACAGCAAUGGCUUGCCCAAACUGUACCAUCAGGAUCUGCCAUGAACAUGCUAUUAUUGGACAUAGAUGUAGUAAACUAGACUAGGUGUGAACGUGCUAAUAAAUAUUAAUUGUGUACAUGUCAUUUUCAAGUGUUUUUCUGUCAUUAUUUUGCAACUAAACAUG
This is a messenger RNA of Halichondria panicea, 2575 nucleotides long. Its product is annotated as piggyBac transposable element-derived protein 4-like. The record is from RefSeq and is a predicted model, not a curated record. The transcript has 3 exons. Lineage: Eukaryota; Metazoa; Porifera; Demospongiae; Suberitida; Halichondriidae. Bases 747 to 2495 code for a protein of 582 amino acids.